GUAUAUAUUUUCGUUGGCGCUGGCCGAUUUGCUUGUGAUCAUAAUAUGUGUGCCAUUGGCAUCGCUAGUAUAUACACUUGAGUCAUGGCCGUGGGGUUCAGCGUUGUGUCGCAUCACGGAAUGUGCUAAGGACAUAUCAAUCGGUGUAUCGGUAUUCACACUAACCGCACUAUCAGCCGAACGUUAUUGUGCCAUUGUGAAUCCAUUGCGGAAGCUACAGACCAAGCCAUUGACCGUCAUAACGGCACUUUUCAUUUGGCUAUUAGCUAUAAUUUGUGCAACACCAUCCGCCAUCAUGUCUGAAGCAGUCACCGUUAUACUCAACAAUACCACUAAUCAAACCAUCAUCACAUGCACGCCAUUCGGACCAGAAGGACCCACGUCCAGGACAUAUGCUCG
This is a messenger RNA of Sitodiplosis mosellana (orange wheat blossom midge), 399 nucleotides long. Its product is annotated as neuropeptide CCHamide-2 receptor-like. Gene Ontology annotation, cellular component: membrane. Gene Ontology annotation, molecular function: G protein-coupled receptor activity. Gene Ontology annotation, biological process: G protein-coupled receptor signaling pathway. NCBI's taxonomy places the organism in Eukaryota, Metazoa, Arthropoda, Insecta, Diptera, Cecidomyiidae. The record is from RefSeq and is a predicted model, not a curated record.